CUUCCUUCAUGGCAGCAUCCAAGGAAGAUACGCUGCCGAUCCUCGCCAAACCCGAGGCGAUGGUGCCUCGCCGGACCAAGGUGAUCUAUGCCGUGGCAGCCGUGGUGGCGUUGAUCGUUGUGUUUGUCGUAAUUAGCCUCGUUCCAGCUGCUCCCCACUCCAAAACCUUGCCGCUGCAUGGAAACCUUCCCAUUCUCACCAAGAAUCCAAUCAUCGGCAUCCAUUCCCAUGAAUCAUCCACCUACCACGACGAAAACAUUGCUGCGUCGUACGUCAAGUGGGUCGAGAGCGCAGGUGGCCGCGCCGUGCGCAUUCCAUACAACGCGUCCAAGAGCGAACUGAGGGCCCUGCUGCAGAGCGUCAAUGGAGUGUUGUUUCCCGGUGGCGAUGGUGACCCAAACGAAGCUGCGGAGAUUAUUUACAAGUACGCGAUCGAGUUGAACGACCACGGGACGUACUUCCCCGUCUGGGGCACGUGUUUGGGCUUUGAGUGGCUGGUGCAGCUGCAGGCCAAGAACAACUCGAUCUUAGACACGGUGGACGCCGCCAACAUUAGCUCGACACUAACGUUCCAGCGGAACGCCAACGCCCCCAGUCGCAUCUUCGCCUUCAGUCCUGUGUUCGACGUGCUGGAAGCGGCCCCACUCACCGACAACUUCCACGACUUUGGCAUCUUUGACACGCACUUCGCCGCCACCGAGUCCCUCACGUCGUUCUACAACCCCGUGGCAACGUCCGUGGACCGCCAAGGCCGCACGUACGUGUCUGUGAUCGAGGCGUACCAGUAUCCGUUUUACGGUACGCAAUUCCACCCCGAGAAGAACGCGUUCGAGUUUGGCGAGUACCCUGACGGGAACCUGUGGAAGUGGAUCGACCACAGCUAUGAAGCGAUCCUGACGUCGCAAGCGUUUGGGCACUUUUUCAUCCAAGAAGCAAGGCGCAACAACCACACGUUUGCCGAUCCCAUUGCCAAGCACAACUCGCUCUUGUACAACGUCCCCACGUCGAACCGAUCGUAUCCUACCUUCGUCGAAGUGCUAGUGUUCCCUUAAGCCCCAUGAACGCUGCUUCAUACACGUGUGUGUGUGGUGUUGCUUCGCAUUACUACUUAACCACGUACACUCCUUCAGGACAAUGAAGGAUGGGCUAAAGCUAAACAGGCGACUUUGCCCCGGAUGCACCAGGUUCAAUGUCAAGCUCAACUUCUGCGUGUUGUCGAGGAUGCGGAGGUCUCCUGUGUGGAGCUGCACCAGCCACUCAAAGGCCAAGCACGCUCCCCACAACGAGAUGUACGUGCCAUUUCGAUUUAGAUCGAGCGCGCGGGCGUACAGAAACGCCGCGGUGGGGCUCGGCUCUGGGUCGCCGCCUGGGAAAAGGAUACCGUUCACGCUGGCCACGAGGCGAAUCAGGUCUGCCUCCGACACGUUCCAUGGAUCCGCACCGCCCUGCCUCCGGCACUUUCAAUACAAUUGAUGUACGACGCCGCAAUGAACUCAUCCCCAGAG
Molecule: messenger RNA, 1505 nt
Organism: Aphanomyces astaci
Lineage: Eukaryota; Oomycota; Saprolegniomycetes; Saprolegniales; Verrucalvaceae
Exons: 1
Coding region: 9-1052 (347 amino acids)
Biological process (GO): tetrahydrofolylpolyglutamate metabolic process
Cellular component (GO): vacuole
Molecular function (GO): gamma-glutamyl-peptidase activity
Source: RefSeq, a predicted model, not a curated record